Phyllotreta striolata is the source of this 1851-nucleotide messenger RNA. Lineage: Eukaryota; Metazoa; Arthropoda; Insecta; Coleoptera; Chrysomelidae. The record is from the annotation of a GenBank genome assembly.
GUGACAGUCAUAAUAAAUGUCGUGUUAAAGAUUAUUUGUAUUAUGAGUAUAUUUUGUGUAGUUAGUUAAAGAUAAAAUAGUGCUGUAAAAUAUUCAAAAUGUUGAGCAGUUUUGAUAAUAUAAAUAAGAGUUUUUUUCUUAAAACUACGCCAUAUCUAGUCCUUCUAGCAUUCGAAUUAUUUUUAGAUGUUUCAGAAUGUAUGACACAGGGUGAAAUAGAUAAGCAUUUAGAAUUAGGCACACAGUAUUUAGCGCGAGGCCAGUUAGGGGACGCUUUAAGCCAAUUCCAUUUGGCUCUAGAGGCCGAUCCUAAUAAUUAUUUAACGUACUUUAAAAGAGGAACCGCAUACCUUGCGUUGCGCAAGGCCAAGAACGCUCUAAGUGAUUUCGAUAAAGUCAUUGAAUUGAAACCUGAUUUCUCCGCUGCUCGAUUGAGCCGAGGAAGCAUUCAUUUGCAGCAAGCAAAUUUUGAUUUAGCACAGCUUGAUUUUUACAAUGUGCUAAAAUCUGAUCCUCAUAACGCUAAAGCAAACGAAUACAUUCAACUCAUAGAGCCUGCUAAAGAAAAGAAACGAUUGGCUGAAUACUAUUACGCACAAGACAAUUAUGCAUCAGCUAUUCAUUAUCUUUCUGAGCUAAUUGAAAUCAGUCCAUGGGCUUCUGAUUUGUACGAGUUUCGCGCAGAACUUCACAUGUUGAAUGGAGAUGAAAUGUCCGCUAUUUCAGACAUCAGAUCAACCACUAAGCUACAAAGCGAUAACAUGGACGGUUAUUAUAAACUAUCAAUGCUUUUAUAUAAAGCAGGCCAAGCCACAGAAUCCUUGAAGGCCAUCAGGGAAUGUUUAAAAUUAGAUCCUGAGCAUAAAGAUUGCUUUCCAUUUUACAAGAAAAUCAAGAAGAUCGAAAAAUUCCUGUCAGAAGCUGAAGCCUCUAUAGAAAGCAAGGAGUAUUCUCAAUGCAUAGAUUACGCCAAUAAAGUACUCAAAAACGAAGCAGACGCGCAAAGUAUAAUAUACGAAGCUAAACGCUUGUUGUGCAGCUGUUACUCGCUGGACGAGCAAAGUUCUGAAGCUAUUACCGCAUGCUCAGAGGCUCUAACCUACAAUGAAGAUCCAAAUGUUUAUUGCGACAGAGCCGAGGCGUAUUUGAAUUCUGAGAUGUACGAUGACGCGAUUAGGGAUUACAAGUCUGCGUUGGAGAUAAAUUCCCAUUUCGAUAGAGCGAAGGAGGGAUUAAGUAAAGCUGAAAACAGGCAGAAGCAGGCAGAGAAAAGAGACUAUUACAAGAUUUUGGAAGUGAAACGGUCGGCCAGUAAACGAGAAAUCACGAAAGCGUACAGGAAGAUGGCUCAGAAAUGGCAUCCGGAUAAUUAUCAAAACGAUGAGAAAAUGAAGAAGAUUGCAGAAAAGAAGUUCAUUGAUAUCGCUGCUGCUAAAGAGGUGUUAACGGACGAGGAGAAAAGGAGGCAGUUCGAUAAUGGUGAAGAUCCUUUAGAUCCAGAAUCGGGUAGAGGGGGAAUGCCAAACUUCCAUCAUUUCCAAAAUUUCCAUGGAAGCCCGUUCCAAUUUAAAUUCCACUUUAAUUAGUAAAUACACUUCAAAUGAGUGUACACCCAUUAACGGCAUUUUUUGUUCAUUAUACAAAAAUGUUCUUGGAUGAGCGAAAACGUGCAAAUUUAGGUCAAUUUUUAACUACAAAUGUUGCUUUUAAUUUAUUUUUUAAGUUUGUUUAUCGAGUAGUUUUUUGUACCUGAAUUGCACUAGACAGAUUUGAUACUUUAUAAAGAUGUAUAAAAUGUAUAAAAAUGGACUGAAUUCAUAGAUCGUCAUACACUGUAAAUAUUUUUAUUAU